AUGGCAACUUCUCCUCCUGGAAAAAUGCACUGUGGAAUGAUUAAUCCCAUUUGGUUGAAUGGAAGUGGUCCAGUUAUCUGUCCCAAUGGUACAUCGUCAGAAACAGGGUUUUAUCCUGGGUGUAGCUCAGCAACAGUACAUGUGUCUGUUGCUGUACAGGCAGAACUAUUGGAAGGUUCAAGUUUCCCGAUCCCAGGAUACGAUCCUACACCAAGUUUGUUACCAGUAUUCAGAUGCAAGUUUAAUGAAGGGACAAACGGAACUUAUACAUACGACAUCUACUGGUAUAUAAAUGGAUUUGAAAUUACGUCCUAUACUAACAUUCCAAUGAGAGAUAUGAACACUACUUUACUGAAACAUACAGACUGGAUAGAUAGCUACAAAAUGAAUAUAGAGGUUCAAUGUGCUAUUAGAAUGAGACAUUUAGCUAAAUCUGUUCCUGGACCAUUGCAGUACAGUGCAACCUUCAAGGCAGGAAUAUUUCCGGAGAAAUAUGACUAUACAGUCAUUGAAGGCGAAUCCAUUACAAUCUCAUUCAAGUCGACAGUUCCGGUUGGUUGCAUUGCCUCGCAUAAAAGCCUCAUGGCUCACUGUGAUCAGAGUUUUUAUGUGUUUCAACCAGGAAAGAAUUCAAACGUCGGAUCGUGUUCUAAUAAUAUUGCCAUAAAAGAUAUCAUAUUCAAAGCACAAUUUUGUGGCAUCAAAUUUGGAGCCACUGACUGGCAAGACGAGAAGAAACUAGAAGUGUAUGGCUUUAGCGAUGGUCUGUAUAAUAGUGGAGAUAGAUCGACAUACAUAAGGCUUUCAACAUCUGCUGUGUCACCAUUUAAUGAAAUGUGGCAACAUGUACAAAUUCCGGACAUUAAGGUUAAAGUUUUAGAUAAAGAUGCAUCAAUGACAAGCAGGCUUUGUCAAUCUGUAAAUGAUCCUCAUAUUUUGACCUUUGAUGGAAAGUAUUAUCACUUUAUGGACAUUGGUGAAUUUGUUAUGUACAGAAAUGAUAGAGGACCUUAUUGGGUCCAUGCGUUGUUGACCAACUGCGGAUUUGGUUGGCAAGGUUCUGCUUGUCACUGUGCGAUAGCAAUACGAAGUCGCAGUUCCCUGUUUGUAAUCAGGACUUGUAAAUCUAUUUCGAGGACGAAAAAAGAACUACUAACAACACCAGUUACCAAAUUGAUAAGUUGCGAUGACAACGACUUACUUAUUGACUUUAAUCAAGGACGAAACGAGUACAAGAUCACUUUACCAAUCGGAACAGAACUCAAAAUCUCAAUAUCGAGGUGGUCGGGAUUUAUCGGUACUGUAACAGUAAAACCUUCAAUUUAUGACAUAAAUGAAGCAAAAGGGCUGUGUGGUGUUCCGAGUAUCACUAAAGAUCCUUCAGAUGAUUAUACUCAUCGCCAUAAUGGACCAGUUAGCAAUGAUCAGGAAUUCGCUAAAUCAUGGAGGUUAUAUAUUUUAAAAAAUUAA
Molecule: messenger RNA, 1470 nt
Organism: Mytilus trossulus (common blue mussel)
Lineage: Eukaryota; Metazoa; Mollusca; Bivalvia; Mytilida; Mytilidae
Product: von Willebrand factor D and EGF domain-containing protein-like
Exons: 8
Coding region: 1-1470 (489 amino acids)
Source: RefSeq, a predicted model, not a curated record